UACGGAUAUCAUCUUUCCCUUCAGAAUUGAGAGGGAAAUAUUUACUCCCUCUCCCAGUUCUCCAUUUUCCUUCACUUCAAUUUCUGCAAAUUGCAAGCUUUUUCUGUUUGACGUCUAUGGGGUUUCUUCUACCUCACUUCAUCGGCGGGAGGAAGCAAAUGGAAACUCUGGAUCAACUAAGAGCAAAAGCACCGUUGAAAAGAGCCUGUUAUUUCAUCACCGAAUCCAGCUUUCAAAGAAAACGAGACUGAAAACUAAGACUGGAUGUUGUUAACAAAGAACAGAAGAGUGUGUUUGAGUUCCCAUCGUCACUUCACUGAUGGUAACGCGAAUCGAAGGGUUCAUUGUCAAGAAUUCAUUUUUCAGUUGUUUCCGUCAUAGUUAUCCAAGACCCACAAAUCAUCAAUCGUUGAGGUGUGCUAGUUCUAAUGCUGUCAUUUCUCAACCGUUUGAGGAAUGGAAAGGAAUCAAUGGAAAUCAUCAGACUUACGUUUGGUUGUUGGAUGGAUGUGUUAAAUCAGGAACAUUUCUUAAUAUCAAAAAGCUUCAUUCGAAGAUUUUGAAGUCUGGUUUUCUUUCAGAACAUGUUGUUUAUGACCGGCUAUUGAAUUCCUACAUUGCUUUUGACAAAUUAGACUAUGCAUUGCAGCUUCUCCAUGAAAAUACUGAUAGAAGUUUGUUUUCAUGGAAUGCUUUGAUUUCUGCUUUUGUUCAUAGGAAGCUCCAUAGUCAAGCAUUGAGACUUUUCUCACAAAUGUUAGAAGAAGAACACUUAAAACCAGAUGAAACAACGUUUUCUUGUGUUCUAAAGGCAUCCAAUGGUGACAAAUUUUCUUUGAAGUUUGUGGAGCAGUUGCAGGCUAUCAUCAUUCGCCUCGGUUUCUAUUCAUGCUCACUGGUAUGUAAUCCUUUGAUCGAUUUAUAUUCCAAAAAUGGAUUUGUAAACUCUGCUAAACUAGUCUUCCAACAAUUACCAACAAAGGAUAGUGUUUCAUGGCUUGCUAUGUUAUCUGGAUUAUCUCAAAAUGGACUUGAACGAGAUGCAAUCGAUUUGUACAAUGAGAUGCAAGAAUCCGGAUUCAUUCCUACUCCAUACAUUUUUUCUAGCAUUAUUAGCGCCUGCACGAAAAUUGAGUUAUAUCCACUCGGUGAGCAACUCCAUGCCCUUGUUUUCAAAUGGGCAUUUGCGUCUGAAACUUAUGUAUGUAACUCAUUGGUAACUUUAUACGCUCGAUCGGAGAAUUUUGUAUCUGCUGAACAAAUUUUUGGCAAAAUGAAAUGCAGGGAUGAAGUUUCGUACAAUUCACUAAUAUCAGGGCUUGCUCAACAAGGGUUUAGUGAGAAAGCCCUCCAACUGUUCGAAGAAAUGCAGGUUGGCGGUUUAAAACCUGAUUGUGUUACGAUCGCGAGUCUCUUGAGUGCGUGUGCAUCAACCGGAGAUCUUUUAAAGGGAGUACAGCUGCAUUCGUAUGCGGUUAAGGCAGGGUUACUUUCGGAUAUCAUUAUCGAAGGUUCUUUGCUUGAUCUUUAUGUUAAAUGUUCAGAUGUUGAAACAGCUAAUGAAUUUUUCAUGGAAACAGAGAAGCGAAAUGUUGUUCUUUGGAAUGUGAUGUUAGUGGCUUACGGGCAAAUUGGUAAUUUGGUUGAGUCGUCGGUUAUUUACUCACGGAUGUUGAGUGAAGGACUUAGACCUAACGAAUAUACGUAUCCUAGUAUAUUGAGGACUUGUACGUUAGUGGGAGCUCUCGAUCUCGGGAAGCAAAUACAUACCCAAGUUGUGAAAACUGGUUUUCAACCGAACGUGUAUGUUUGUAGUGUACUUAUCGAUAUGUAUGCUAAACUUGGAAAGCUUGAUAUUGCUCACCAAAUGUUGAGACGGAUUCCAGAAGAUCUUGUUUCUUGGACUGCUUUGAUCGCUGGAUACACUCAGCAUGAUAAGUUUUCGGAAGCUCUUAAGCUUUUCGAAGAAAUGAAUGAUCGAGGAAUUCGAUCGGAUAACAUUGGGCUUUCAAGUGCCAUAAGUGCUUGCGCUGGAAUUCCUGCAUUCAAUCAAGGACGACAAAUCCACGCUCAAUCCAUUGUAUCCGGUUAUUCUCUCGACCUUUCGAUUGGGAACGCUCUUGUUAGUCUCUAUUCUAGAUGCGGUAAAAUGGAAGAUGCCUACUUAGCAUUUAGUAAAAUUGUCGAUAAAGAUAGUAUUUCAUGGAACGGACUUUUAUCGGGAUUCGCACAGAGUGGGCUAUACGAGGAAGCACUUGGAGUUUUUCGUCAAAUGAAUCAAUCGGGAGUAGGUUUCAAUAUGUUCACGUAUUGUCCGGCGGUUAGUGCCGCUGCGAAUAUGGCGAACGUAAAGCAAGGGAAGCAAAUUCACGCGAGGAUGGUGAAAACCGGAUGCGAUUACGAGACAGAGGCGUCUAACGUGUUGAUCACUCUAUACGCUAAAUGCGGAAACCUAAACGAUUCCAAACGACUCUUUCUCGAGAUGUCGGAAAGGAACGAGAUUUCAUGGAAUGCGAUGAUUACGGGUUAUUCUCAACACGGGUGUGGUCUCGAGGCAUUGGAGAUCUUUCGGGAAAUGAAUCGGGUCGGUGUGUCUCCUAACCACGUGACGUUUGUGGGUGUUUUGUCCGCGUGUAGCCAUGUCGGUAUGGUAGAUGAGGGGAUUCGUUAUUUCGAGUCCAUGACUGAAGAACACAGACUAAUACCGAAGGCAGAGCAUUAUGUUUGCGUCGUGGAUAUUCUCGGUCGUGCUGGCUAUCUUCAACGAGCGAAGGAAUUUGUUGAGUCGAUGAAGAUCGAACCAGAUGCUAUGAUAUGGAGGACACUCUUAAGUGCGUGCACGGUUCAUAAGAACUUUGAAAUAGGAGAGUUUGCCGCCAACCGUCUUCUAGAAUUGGAGCCCAACGACUCGGCCACAUACGUUCUCUUGUCGAAUAUGUACGCGGUUUCGGGAAAGUGGAAUUGGAGGGACAAGAUAAGGCAAACGAUGAAAUCGAGAGGUGUGAAGAAAGAAGCCGGUCGAAGUUGGAUCGAAGUUAAAAACUCAAUCCAUGCGUUUUUUGUUGGUGAUAGGCUGCAUCCAAUGGCGGAUAAGAUUUACGAGUUCUUAGAGGAGCUAAACGAGCGAGCAAUUGAGGUUGGGUACAUUCGAGAGAGUAAUAGCCUUUUAAAUGAGAUAGACCGGGCUAAGAAAGAUCUUUCUAUGUAUGUACAUAGUGAGAAAUUGGCUAUUGCUUUCGGGCUUAUUAGCUUGUCUAGUUCGGAUGCAUCGGUGCCCUUAAUGGUGAUGAAGAAUCUUCGGGUGUGUAGCGAUUGCCAUAAUUGGAUCAAGUGUGUGUCCGAGGUUUCUAAACGAACAAUUAUAGUACGAGAUGCGUAUCGGUUUCAUCAUUUCGAGAAGGGUGCAUGUUCGUGUAAGGAUUUUUGGUAAAUUGAAAAUCGAGGCUUUUGCAAUCUAAAUUGUUAAAACUGGUUAUGCCAACAAUCGGUUUUCGAGUAACCGAACCGAUUAUGUCAGUUUCUGGUGAUAUAAAGAAUGAGGAUUCGUGUAAAGAUCUGUAUAUAUGUUGAAAUGUUUAUCAAUUUGCAUAAUUGAUUUGAUUUAAUAUUGUUUC
Molecule: messenger RNA, 3614 nt
Organism: Impatiens glandulifera
Lineage: Eukaryota; Viridiplantae; Streptophyta; Magnoliopsida; Ericales; Balsaminaceae
Product: pentatricopeptide repeat-containing protein At4g13650
Exons: 2
Coding region: 320-3430 (1036 amino acids)
Biological process (GO): RNA modification
Molecular function (GO): zinc ion binding; RNA binding; protein binding
Source: RefSeq, a predicted model, not a curated record